AUGCGCCGACUGUAUGAUGCCACGCGCAACGUUUCCAAGCCCUACCACCGCAUUCGUCUCUCUCCAGAAUGUCAUCUGGACCUUCUUUGGUGGUCUAACCUACUCGAGGGCUGGAAUGGCAAGUCAUUCUUCCUCGAUCUCCAGGAGACGCUAGCCAGCGACAUCCUGCUAGAAACUGACGCAUCUGGCGCCAUUGGGCAUGGCGCAGUUUACUGGUCACCACAACACACUCCGCUCUGCAUUACGUUCAAGGAGCUGUAUCCCAUCUGCUUUGCAUGUGCUACGUGGGGCCACCAGUGGUGUUCCAAGCGUAUCCGCUUCCAUACCGACAACGAAGCUGUCGCCGCUGUUCUCAAGUCUGCACCAGUCGCUGCCCUAAUUUCUUUGCGCUCUGACAAUUUGACGAAUCUCAGUGGCUCAGCAUUUCAGAAUAACAAGCUCGUUACGGAUAUAGAUUUGUACGGUAAUCAACUUGUUCACCUACCUGUCGGGCUGUUCAACGCCACAACCAAAUUAGAAACCCUAAAUUUGAGGUAUAAUCAACUGGUUGACCUGCCUGACGGGCUGUUCAAAGCCACAACUGAAUUACAAACCCUAGAUUUGGACGAUAAUGCAUUUGUUCACCUACCAGUCGGGCUGUUUAAUGCAACAACCAAAUUAGAAAACCUAUAUUUGAGCCGUGUUCAAUUGGAUUACCUACCUGCCGGGCUGUUCGACGCCACAACCAGAAUAAAGGUCAUGUAUUUCCGGGGUAAUAAAUUUGAUCACCUACAUGCCGGGCUGUUCAAAGCGACAACCGAAUUAGAAUCCCUACAUUUCGUGAGUAAUCAACUUGUAGACCUACCUGACGGGCUGUUCAAAGCCACAACCAAAUUACAAAUCCUGUAA
Sycon ciliatum is the source of this 888-nucleotide messenger RNA. Its product is annotated as carboxypeptidase N subunit 2-like. Lineage: Eukaryota; Metazoa; Porifera; Calcarea; Leucosolenida; Sycettidae. The record is from RefSeq and is a predicted model, not a curated record. The coding region runs from base 1 to 888 and encodes 295 amino acids. Gene Ontology annotation, cellular component: extracellular matrix. The transcript is spliced from 8 exons. Gene Ontology annotation, molecular function: protein binding.